This is a messenger RNA of Ogataea philodendri, 1050 nucleotides long. RefSeq lists its product as uncharacterized. Bases 1 to 1050 code for a protein of 349 amino acids. Gene Ontology annotation, biological process: response to reactive oxygen species; hydrogen peroxide catabolic process; cellular response to oxidative stress. The record is from RefSeq and is a predicted model, not a curated record. NCBI's taxonomy places the organism in Eukaryota, Fungi, Ascomycota, Pichiomycetes, Pichiales, Pichiaceae. The transcript has a single exon. Gene Ontology annotation, molecular function: peroxidase activity; heme binding.
AUGAGUACUUUUGCAAAAGCAUCUUCUAAAUUUAAUUACAAGCCGUUGCUUGCCCUUGCUGCAGCAGCAGCUGGUGGCUACGGGUAUGUCAAUUACAAAAAGGGCGCUCCUGCACCCCAGAGCCCCAAGAAUCCUGCUCCGGCUGCGUCACUGUUGGCCACCAAUGUGAGAGAAGCCACCACUAGUGUCUCCUCGUUCGAAAAGUAUCAACAAAUCUACAAUGACAUUGCCAAGAAGCUUAUCGACGAAGACGACUACGAUGACGGGUCUUACGGUCCGAUUCUGGUCAGAUUGGCAUGGCAUUGUUCAGGAACCUACGAUCAGAACGACCCUUCAAAGAACAAGGGAGGUUCUUACGCUGGUACCAUGAGAUUCCAGAAGGAACAGGACGACCCAGAAAACGCAGGAUUGAAGACAGCCCAAGAUUUCUUAGAGCCAUUCAAGACAAAGUACCCUGAACUUUCUUACGGAGACCUCUGGACUUUAGGUGGAGUCGUUUCUAUCCAAGAACUUGGCGGUCCAAAGAUCAAAUGGAGACCAGGACGUAAAGAAUUGGGAUUGGAUGCUGUUCCUCCGUAUCACAGACUCCCGCAUGCUCCUGAAGAGGAGCCUGACUACGUUCGUAGCGUUUUCCACAACAGAUUGGGUUUUACGGACCAGGAGAUGGUGUGUUUGAUUGGUGUUGGACACGCAUUGGGAAGAUGUCACACCAAUGCUUCCGGAUUUGAUGGACCUUGGACAUUCUCACCAACAAUGGUUACUAACGACUUUUUUAAAUUAUUACUCGACGAGGACUGGAAAGUCAGGGAUUGGAAUGGACCUAAGCAAUACACGGACUCCAAAACCAAAUCCCUCAUGAUGCUCCCCACAGAUAUGGCAUUGAAGACGGACUCCAAGUUUAGAGAGUACGUGGAAUUGUACGCCAAGGACGAAGAAAAAUGUAUGAAGGAUUUCGCCGAUGUGUUCUCCAGAUUGUUGGAGUUGGGAAUCAAGUUCCCUGAUUCGACGAAGCCUAUGGUCUUCAAAACGCUCGAGGAGCAAGAUCAAUAA